Molecule: messenger RNA, 4536 nt
Organism: Ctenopharyngodon idella (grass carp)
Lineage: Eukaryota; Metazoa; Chordata; Actinopteri; Cypriniformes; Xenocyprididae
Product: probable G-protein coupled receptor
Exons: 2
Coding region: 411-1721 (436 amino acids)
Biological process (GO): G protein-coupled receptor signaling pathway
Cellular component (GO): endosome; signaling receptor complex; plasma membrane
Molecular function (GO): G protein-coupled receptor activity
Source: RefSeq, a predicted model, not a curated record
UGUAGUUGAAUUCACCUGCAGCUCUCUGGCUCCUCAGUGAGGGGAACUGACACGUUGUAAUUACUCUGUCCAGAUGAUGCAGUAGAGUCUCCUAAUGGACUGACCUGCACAUCAUGUACAUCUGCCUGUGAUGGCUUCCGCUUGUCUUAAGUGCAACACCGCAGAGCCAAACACAGCUCCAUCAAGCUCUCCACACCACAGAGAGAGUAAGUGCUGGAUAAACUCCACGACUCCACAUGACCGACGGACAGAUCCAGGAUUUUGGAACAUUUAAUGAUGAUUGACCAGACUUAGUUGAUGGAUUUCAGCGCUGACCUUUGACCUCCAGCCAAUGAGUCCCCAUUUCUGACUGGUGGAAGAUGGAGAAGCCUGCGUUUCUGCUUUGUGUUUAGUGCGCUACACUGUAAACAAUGGAGGCGUCUGGAUUACCUCCGACAGCAGAGCUUAACGAAACUGAACUUAAUGAGACAUUGACUCAUGGCCACCCUAUGCAUCUGGCUCCCAGCAUGCAGUUAGGGAGCAUGUCCAACCCACAAUCUCGUUUACGAGACAUGUCGGGGCUCGUCGUCAUGGUGACUCUUAAUGCAUUAGCACUCUUGGCCAAUAGCGGAGUACUCGCCGUAGUAGUGAAAGUGCCCCAUCUCCGCAAGUUCAGUUUGGUGUGUCACCUCUGCAUCGUGGAUUUGCUUUGCGCCGCCCUCCUCAUGCCUCUCGGCAUAGUCUGCGGCUCGCCCUUCUUCGCCGGUGUCGUCUUUUCCGUACUCGAAUGCAGAUUGUACAUAUUCCUCAAUGCCUUUCUCAUAUCUGCCUCUAUCUUUACAGUUACUGUGAUUAGUAUCGAACGCUACUUCUACAUCGUGCAUCCCAUGAGGUACGAGGCUAAAAUGACGCCUUGGUUAUCCGCAGCCGUGAUGGGACUCGUCUGGGUGGCAUCUACGUUGCUAGGACUUGCUACCGUCUUCGGAUGGCCCAGUUAUGGAAGUAGAAGCUCCAUUGCCGCAACCCACUGCUCUCUCCAUUGGAGCCACAGCGGACAUCGACGAGUAUUUGCCAUUUUAUUCUGCACGGUUUGCUUUUGCGUGCCAGCUGCCAUUAUUAUUGCGGUCUAUGGGAAUGUCUAUAAAGUUGCCCACACGGCUGCCCGGGAAAGAGGGCCGAUCCCGAGCUGGACGAUGGAAACUGUUCAUCCGAAGCAUCGGUCUGAUUCCGUCAACAGCCAGACCACAAUCAUCACCACUAGCACUAGCAUCCGCAGAAAUCCAGUCCCUCGCAGGAAGAAGAGAACACUGGUUGGCGGGAAAGCAGCACUUACUUUAGCCAUCAUCGUGGGUCAGUUCCUGCUCUGCUGGCUGCCUUACUUUGCCUUCCACCUGCAUCUGUCGCUGGGAUUCUCCCAUAGUACCUCUGAAGAAGCCGAGGGACCGGUCACCUGGUUGGCGUAUUCGACGUUUGCAGUAAACCCAUUUUUUUAUGGCCUACUGAACCGUCAGAUCAGAGAGGAGUUGUGUAAGAUGCUCUUGUGUUGCCGAUCAGCCAGCAGGCCAGUGCGGCCCUCGGUGUCGGGCCACGAACGUUCAGGGAACGAAGACUUUUUUCAUUUUUUGCACAGAAACGGUGAAAGGGACGGGGUUAGAUGCAGCUACCACAUGACUACACAGAGGAGCACGCUGGACCAGACUAGUUUUAGGAUACCGGGGCAAAUACCAGAAGAGAUUACCUAAAAUAUUCAUGGGAUUUUCAUGACAUUGAGAAGUUACUCAAAAACAUUCAAAUUCUCAAAUUUUGAGUCAUAAUCAUUCAUUUUUGUAAUGCAUUUUUAUUACUUUACAAAUGAUGGUUUUAGCACUUUUCAGCUUUGCUUUAAAUAUUCUCCCUGUCUGUUUUCUAAAGUGAAAGUGAAGUGUAGCCAAGUAUGAAUUUGUGCUCUGCAUUUCACCCAUCCAAGUACACACACACAGCAGUGAGUAUUGAAAUCUCACACACCGUGAACACACACCCAGAGCAGUGGGCAGCCAUUUUUGCCGCGGCACCUGGGGAGUGAUUGGGGGUUAGGUGCCUUGCUCAAGGGCACCUCAAUUGUGGGUAAUAAGAGUGGAAGAGAGCACUGUUCAUUCACUCCCUCACCUACAAUUUCCUGCCAGUACUGAGACUCAAACCCACAACCUUCAGGGUACAAGUCAGACUCUCUAACCAUUAGGCCACAACUGCCCACAAUGCAUGUUAUUGAUCUUAUUGUGAACGAUUCAUUCAUGCCAGGGCUCAACAGUGUGUGCAUUUGACUCGCAGUUGCACUUAAAGUAGUAAAAUGUAUCUAGGAGCAUGUGUGCAAAUAAAAAAAAAGUCCUCAUGGGUUCUUAAAAAGUAAACAAAAAUCAGUUUUGUGAAAUUUAAGGUCAUUACAAGUCUUAAAUAUCUUAAAUAGUAUACUAAACAUCCUAAUGACCAUUUCAAGAGAUCCUAAAUUCUGGGAUGGAAAGACAGGAAUCACAACACAGCCUAAUGUGGUUAUUAAACUUCAAAAAUGCUAUGAUUCAUUAAAUAAAUAUAAGCACCACACACGUUUCCAAGUAACCCAGACAGCAACAUAGUGUGGCCCAGAUCCGGCCUACAUCUGGUACAUGUGGAUUACACGCGGACCAGACGUGGGCCAGAUCUGGACCGACACCAUGUUGCUGUCAGGGAAAAAUGCGGCGCUCCAAUUCGGAGCAGUUUGCAAUCAAUGAAUACUGCGCAUUUAUGCCCAAUGAUUGCUGUUAAUUGAUUUACUGUUAAUGAAUUAUGAUAAUGUUUACUUUAUGGUGUUUAUAUUGUAAAAUGUACAAAAGUGAAGCAUAGACACUUCAAAAUAAGAGUCCUGAGAAAAAAAAGAAAAAAAUAUAUAUAUACAGUUUAAAGUAGGCCUAUAAAUAUUUACAUACUUAUUAAAUCGUUUGAAGCAGAAAACCUAGUGUACUUUUUUAUAUUGUAAUAAAUUAAAUAAUUUUGCUUGUAAAUGUCUCCUUUUGUCCCUUUAUUAAGAAAAAACACAUUAUUUAAUCAAUUUUCAUUGCGCCCCUAAUGUUUUCUAAUGCACUCCUAAAUUUUUCACAUGUGCUCCUUAGCGAAAAAGCAUCAAUCCCUGUUUUACUUUUUAAAAAUUAGUUUUGCCCUCGUAAUUUUGAAUCAAAGCUCAAUCUUCUGGUGAAAGAACAGACUUCUCUCUGGUGACACAUGCUACACUUCUCCAAUCAUUUUGUCAACUUAAACCCCAGCCCUUCCUUACAAUCGACUGAAAACUUGCAUUCAAAUCUACAAGUUGCAUUUUGUUGUAAGACAAAUAAAUGGUUCACAAUAAGAUCAGCAACAUGCGUUCAGAAAGCAAACAGGGUAAAUUUUGAUGUCAUAUUGACUUGACAACAUGGCGACAACCAAUGAUCAGUAAAUGCCUUUCAUCCAAUCACAACUCUUUCUAGUGGUGACUCCAUCCACAUGUUUACAAACACAGAGCUUAUUAGGGUUUGAAUAUGAACAGAAAUUACUUAUUUGUUGCUUAAACUUUUAAUGUCAUCAAGCAUAACCAACCUUUAAAUAAAACAGUCAGUGUAGGUGCCAUAUUUCACAUGCAACAUCUUUUGUAAACAUGAUCUCUCACAGCCUUGUUUUCAUUUGGAAAAAUACUGAUAUAAUAUAUAUGGCAUCAAAAAUAUGACGUCAAUCCUGACUAAGGUUUAUUAACAUACUCAAAAUUAUUUAAAUUAACUAACUUUUUUGAGAGAAUAACUUUUUUUCUACUGUAUUUCUACUGCAGUAUUUAAUUUAUUUAAAAAUUGAGUAACAAAUAUGACAAAAAUAACUUAUAAAAGGUGUUGUGAAUCAAUUUAUAUUUAUUUAUUAUUUAUAAUGCAAAGGAGAACCUUGUCUGUCUGCUGUAUUUCUUUUCAAACUGUAGAUAUCACACAUGGGAUGAAGUAACAAAGCCAGAUUGUUUCGUUGUUCAAUAAAGACAUUAGUCACAGAAAGCUUGACAUAUACUGAUUCAGUUCAGUGCAGCAUAUGUUGAGUUGUGUUGCAUUUACAGCUCAUUGUGCUGAUUAAUGUGGGCCGUCUUUACCCUUAUUUUGAAUGGUGUGCUAUAUGGAGCCACCCAUUACAUAAUACAAUGUAUUUAUUUGCACUUUCUUUAUUUAUACAAAACAAUGUGACCAUUACUGUCUUUUGCUGUCAUGGAGAUGAAUAGAGCUGUAUCAUGUUUUUAUGGGAGGAUGGUACUGUACGUAGAACUGCUUUCUUCCAUUGUUUAUUCAGAUGUACAUCUUCAUGCAGGCUAAUUAGUGUACUCUACAGAGUCAACAAUGGCCUAAAGUAUAAGCUACAUCACUAUCAGUAACUAAUAGUAUUUACACAUUACCAUUCAAAAGUUUGAGAUCAGCAAGAUUUUUUUUUAAAGAAAUUACUUUUUUUUCCAGCAAAGAUGCAUUAAAUUGAUCAAAAAUGACAGACAUUUAUAGUGUUAAAAAUGAUUUCGAUUUCAAAUAAAUGCUGUUCUUUUGAACUUUC